CAGAGGUAAGCAGUUCUUCUUCUCCAUGCUAUCUUAUCAUUGAGUACGCUUGUUGUCACUCUUAAGCUUCUGUUUUCAUCACGUAGCUCUCAUACAAUGCAACUGAGCAUCAAACUAGUUGGAUUCAUCUUGCUUGUUCUGAACUUUAUUUAGUUGAUCCGGAAGCUGGAAAACCUCAUCCGGUGAAUCUUGAUCAAGCAAAAAUGAAUGAAUCCCAAACAGGGGAAGUCUUCAUCAAGAUUGGACCUCACGGAACUGCGAACGGCGAUGAAUGGGAUGAUGGGUGCCUUGAUGGAGUAAGAGAGAUCUUCAUAUGGCAUGACUCAAAAGCAUGUUCACUUCAGUUUGUGUAUGAUUCUGAUGGACAAUCGGUGUUGUCGGACAAGCAUGGAGAUGAAGAUGGAGUGAAUUUUGACACGAUUGAACUGGAAUACCCUUCGGAGUAUCUGACAGGCCUACGCGGUCAGACCCGGAGAUUCCAAGGAUUUUUGACUUCCCUCAUGUUCUUCAGCAACAAAAGAAGUUUUGGGCCCUUCGGAUACUGGGACAAUGACAGAGAAGCUGACUUCCAAUGGAAGGUGAUGGGCAACAAAAUUUGUGGGUUUUUUGGGCGAGCUCAACCCUCUUCCCUCACUGCUGUGGGGAUUCAUCUCAGAGCCCUGCCCAAAACUUCAUGAAUGAAUGAAGCUGAAGACCAUUAGUGCAACAGCUUCACUUCGUGUCAGUGUCGUCUCACACUUGUGUGCCUGACUACAUGGUGUUGUGUUCUUUCAACUCAGUUUGCUGGUGUUCAAGCUCAGAAUCUUUAUCAUAAACUAUUAAAAGCUUUUAC
Messenger RNA from Musa acuminata subsp. malaccensis (wild Malaysian banana), 832 nucleotides. Lineage: Eukaryota; Viridiplantae; Streptophyta; Magnoliopsida; Zingiberales; Musaceae. The record is from RefSeq and is a predicted model, not a curated record.